ACAAACGGUGGCUUUAUCUUGAAUAAAGACCAGAGAUAUGUAGACACCAACGCUAUCUACACAUGUAAAAUGGGCUACGAUCUCUUCAUGAAUGCAGAGAGGUCAUCUUACAACCGCCAAUGCCGUCAAUAUAAAGACAUGAAAAGAUGUGAAGGAUACUGGAGCGAAAGAAAACCGUGCUGCAUUCCAAGAUCUUGUCCGAAUCCUAAGCCAUUUGUGAACGGAACAGUUAUUGGAGAUCAUUUUUUUUAUCCGGAAACAAUUUCAAUCAAUUGUGAUGAAGGACACGAAUUGACGAAAGAUGGGCCAGUUUAUCAAUGUGAUGAAACAGGGUCUUGGGUUCCUCUGUCUGGUCCAUUGGCAAAAAGGCAUAAACCCAAUAAUUUGCGAGCUGCUGCAGAACUGCAACAAGUCCAAACUUGUCUAAGAAGAAAAAGCAUUCAAACGGAAAAUUUCAAAAAUUCUGAACUAAAUUUGGCAAAAUGCGAGCCGGUCAACUGCGGAAAGCCGAAACAUCCUGUGGAUGGACAAUGUUCAGGAACUUACUAUAUGUUUAAAGGAGUUGCGGAAUGUACAUGCAACCCGGGAUUCUGCAUAGUUGGACCAAACAAAACUCAAUGUACCUCAUCAGGACUAUGGUCGAAUAAGGCACCAAGCUGCAAAAAAAUUCAAUGUCCACUUCUUAGCGAUCCCGAACAUGGUAUAGUACAGUUGAGCUCAGAACAAAGGUUUGUAGAUGAUACGGCAGUUUACAGCUGCCAUUCCGGUUAUGACCUAAAUAUGAAUAAAAACAUUCAAACAUUUACUCGAACUUGCUCACAACUCGAUAACCCUUACAAAUGCGAAGGAGCGUGGAGCGAAAAACCGCCAUGUUGUAUACCAAGGUCAUGUCCGGAUCCUAACAAUUCUAACUUCAGAAAUGGAAGCAUACAGGGAAAUGCCUAUUUCUACCCUGAAUCAAUCUCACUAAAAUGCAAGGAAGGUCACGAGCUUGUCGGCGGAGGAUCCUAUUUUCAGUGCAAUCAAAGUGGCCAGUGGCAUGAAAUAUCAAAACCCAGUGACGAGGCAUUACAACAAGCCAAUAAGAGAAUCAAAUUAGAACGUAAGAAAGUAAAAGCUUGCAUAUCGCCAAAGUCAAUAAAAACAAGGCACUUUUCCACUAAAGUGAGACAAUUUCCUACCUGCCAACCUAAAGAUUGUAGGAAACCUGUUGUUAACAGUCACUGUUCUCUGGUGUCAAGGAGCUUCCAUUAUCCAAACAAAGUGAUGUUUGACCGCAACUAUGGAUACUGCGUUAUUGGCAGUAAUAUCUCUCAAUGCAAUUCACAAGGACUUUGGUCAAAAGCGUCACCGACCUGCGAAAAGAUUCAAUGUCCACCUCUUAGCGAUCCCGAACAUGGUACAGUAUUGUUGAGCUCAGAACAAAGGUUUGUAGAUGAUACAGCAGUUUACAGCUGCCAUUCCGGCUAUGACCUAAAUAUGAAUAAAAACAUUCAAACAUUUACUCGAACUUGCUUACAACCGGACAACUCUCACGAAUGCAAAGGAGCGUGGAGCAAAAUACCGCCAUGUUGUAUACCAAGGUCAUGUCCGGAUCCUAACAAUUCUAACUUCAGAAAUGGAAGCAUACAGGGAAAUGCCUAUUUCUACCCUGAAUCAAUCUCACUAAAAUGCAAGGAAGGUCACGAGCUUGUCGGCGGAGGAUCCUAUUUUCAGUGCAAUCAAAGUGGCCAGUGGCAUGAAAUAUCAAAACCCAGUGACGAGGCAUUACAACAAGCCAAUAAGAGAAUCAAAUUAGAACGUAAGAAAGUAAAAGCUUGCAUAUCGCCAAAGUCAAUAAAAACAAGGCACUUUUCCACUAAAGUGAGACAAUUUCCUACCUGCCAACCUAAAGAUUGUAGGACACCUCUUGUUGACAGUAACUGUACUCUGGUGUCAAGAAGCUUCCAUUAUCCAAGCAAAGUGAUGUUUGAACGCAACUACGGAUACUGCGUUGUUGGUAGUACUAGCUCUCAAUGCAAUUCACAAGGACUUUGGUCAAAAGCGUCACCAACCUGUGAACGUAUACAAUGUCCGUCUCUUGAACGUAUAAGAAACGGCGGCUAUAUGCUGAAUGAAAGCUACAGAUAUGUAAACACCAAAGCGAGCUACACCUGCAAAAGAGGCUAUGAUAUCUUCAUGGAUGCAGAGAGGUCAUCUUACAACCGUCAAUGCCGUCAAGAUAAAGACAUGAAAAGAUGUGAAGGACAAUGGACCGGAAGAAAACCGUGCUGCAUACCAAGAUCUUGUCGGAAUCCUAAACCAUUUGUGAACGGAACGGUCAUUGGAGAUCAUUUUUUUUAUCCGGAAACAAUUUCAAUCAAUUGUGAUGAAGGACACGAAUUGACGAAAGAUGGGCCAGUUUAUCAAUGCGAUGAAAGAGGAUCUUGGGUUCCUCUGUCUGGUGCAUUGGAAAAAGGGCAUAAAAUCGAUAUUUUGCGGGCAGAGGCAGAACUGCAACUAGUUCAAACUUGUCUAAGAAAUAAUACCAUUGAAACGAAAAAUUUUAAACAUCCUGAACUAAACUUUGCAAGAUGCGAACCGGUCGACUGCGGAAAGCCCACCAAUCCUGAGGAUGGACAAUGUUUUGGAAGUUACUGUCAGUUUAAAGGAGUUGCGCGAUGUACAUGUAACCCGGGAUACUGCAUAAACCAUAACAAGAUAACUUGUAACGCAAAAGCUAAAUGGUUUCCAUCAAUCCCAACCUGCUCAAGAAUUUAUUGUCCUCAACUGAAGUAUAAUACGACUCGCAUGUGGUUAACAAUAGAAAAAAAUGAACAAGCUAAAGACUGCCCCAAAGGCAAGUUUUGCUACGGACAUACUGUUACCUUUGUGCCUCGCCCUGGUUACUCCUUCGACCGCAGCGUUCAACUCGUAUGUGAGCAAUACAAAUCAAGCCCUCGUCAAUGCGCAGGGUACUGGCAUCCCGAUGAUCGACUACCACAACCUCUUGAAAAGAUUUGCCCUCCUCCUCCUGUAAAGAUCAAUAACGGAGUUGUCCAUGGUAGUGAUUCUAUUGUCGGAUCCACAAUCAGCUUCACCUGCUCAGCAGACUACGAGCUAAAGGAUGGUAGUGAUACAAGAAUAUGUUUGUCGUCGGGACAGUGGAGUGGAAUGCAACCAAGAUGUGAACACGUUUGCGCCAAAUAUGUGGCACAACCUGGCUCGGUUCGGUAUUGUACCGCAACAAGCGGAAAGGCAGAACUUGUCUGUCCAGGAAUAACUGAGUGCCCGUCAGACCUCACUCCGGUCUGCUCUAGUGAUACACAAACUUACAACAACCUUUGUCUCCUAAAAAUUUAUGGCUGCAGAAAGUACGGCGUCAACGAUACAACAACCGCUGUAGCAAACGACAACUGUCUUUUCGGUGGAAUUUGUACUGAACCGCAACCCAAACCAUCACCUGGAGAUCAGUGCAGACAAACUGCGUAUAGAUAUUUCUACAAUACUGAAACGUCAGAGUGUGAACGGUACGCAAACGGACCCUGUUACAAAGGGCAUAACAGUUUCUAUACAUUGGACGAUUGCAAAGAUCACUGUGAAACAAGUAAUCCUUGCAUUUCUAAAAUGGAUCCUGGCUUGUGCAAUCUUCAUCAGCUACGUUAUUAUUACAACCUGACAGAAGAGAAUUGCAUGGAAUUUAACUAUUCAGGCUGCUAUGGAAAUGAAAACAAUUUUAUAUCAGAGUCAACGUGCGAAGCAAAAUGCAGCGGAGUUCGCAUCACUCCACCACCUGCCAUCAUGACUGCAGAAGAUUGCUGCAGAAAGAAUACCCUGAAAGAUCAGUGCAAAGGCGACCUAGUAUUAGAUAUUGAUGCUGCUGACACCUCUGCCAAGAAUGGAAGAGUGAUCGUUGGAGUAAAAUUCAAACCAAGAGAUUUAAAAUAUCAAACAGUACAAAAGUAUAAAAAUGCUUUAAAACUUUUGCUGCCAAUAGCUAAAAGUGAAGUGGAAGGAUGCGACAUGAAAUGUCCAAAGUUCGGUUCAAAGAAGAAAUAUUUAGUUGUUGUUAAAGGAGCCAGUAUCAAAAAGAAGCAAGUGAAAGCUGAAAAGUACCACUUAAUCCAAUACAAAAACGGUGUAGAAAAGUCUGAAAAGGUUGAUCAACUAAAACAAUGCAAUUAAAACAGAUGAUGGCAUAGUCUGCAAGACUCUCACGUUGACGAGAAGACAUCAGUAGACAAUUUGUGGUUGUUUGACUUCUAGCAAGUGCGCUUAAAUGUUUGUGUUAGUUCUGUUUUGAUACCUCUACAUAAUGACGUAGAGAUGACAAUAGAGACAAGCGAGCAAUUAUUGACA
Corticium candelabrum is the source of this 4338-nucleotide messenger RNA. Its product is annotated as sushi, von Willebrand factor type A, EGF and pentraxin domain-containing protein 1-like. Gene Ontology annotation, molecular function: protein binding; serine-type endopeptidase inhibitor activity. The transcript is spliced from 20 exons. The record is from RefSeq and is a predicted model, not a curated record. The coding region runs from base 70 to 4164 and encodes 1364 amino acids. NCBI's taxonomy places the organism in Eukaryota, Metazoa, Porifera, Homoscleromorpha, Homosclerophorida, Plakinidae.